Messenger RNA from Caenorhabditis remanei, 2751 nucleotides. RefSeq lists its product as uncharacterized. The transcript is spliced from 6 exons. NCBI's taxonomy places the organism in Eukaryota, Metazoa, Nematoda, Chromadorea, Rhabditida, Rhabditidae. The coding region runs from base 1 to 2751 and encodes 916 amino acids. The record is from RefSeq and is a predicted model, not a curated record.
AUGUCGUCUUCUUUGGAGCCAUCAUCUUCUUGUUCCAAACAAGAAACGCCAGAAGUUAUGUCAAAUUACGCAGAAUCGAUUAUAGACGAUUACGACGUCUUCGAUCCAGAAGAACUGCGUAAUGAACAAAUGUUCGAAAAGCCACGUGGAGAGAGACGAUGGCUUGGAAAAGAACAUCAUCGAGGAAAGGAACGUCUUCACAACUCAGUGAAGGACAGGACCUACAUCGAAAAAACUGUUAAAUCGACAGAACCAUUGAGCAAGAAUUCCACAAAAAAGAUCAUUGCGUCUACAAAAGAUGGAUUGGAGUUCAAUGUUAUUUACUCUCUCGAUAAGAGAAACCGGUGGGAGACAACAGAUAAAGUAUCACUAUUGGGAACCACUCCUGAAAAUGUGAAUGCAGAAGUUGUCGAAAAGAAUUCUCUUGACAUGUGUGGGCUGUUUUACCCGAAUUCGUCUACAUUUGCAGUUCAUUCAAAACAAAUUGACUUUGAGAAGGAACCAGGAGACUUUGAAAUCAAAAGUGCCACCUCAUCAGGAAAGGGACAACAUUAUUCAAAUUUCUUGCAAACAUCCAGAGAAUUCAGUAAGAAAGCAAACGCUAGGACGAUGACAAUUCGAGGAGAAGAGACUUCUUCAGAGAAGCAAACAGACUCUCAACCUACCAUUUCAUAUAAUAUCUACAAGUCACAUCCAAGUCAACAAGUUGUUGGAAAACACAUGUUUGUACCAAAAGUUGCUUCGAAAUCAGUACGUCACCGCGCAAGUAAAAAAGUGGAAAUGGAUGACUAUGACGAGGAUGAAAACUACUUUGAUGAGGAAGAUGAGAGUUUCAAUGACUCCGAAUCAAGAUCUCCGGCUCAGUCAGUCUUAGAUUUUUCUAAUUUGGCAGUUGGCAGCCGUGAUAAACAGACCAGAAGUGGUAAUCGGAAAGAUAGUGAACUAUCUUAUGAAAUGAUUGAUUCUGUCGAAUCCCGAGCAGAAUUUACCGACCUUUUGAAUAUUCACGAUUACCUUCACAACGAAGGUUUCAUGUUUGAAGAAGCAGUCGUUACAUUCCAUAAUCAGAAGGAUAACAUUGAGCAUCAAGUGGAAAUGUUACGCGAAGAAAACAAGCUGAUUGUCAAGGAAUUGAGACAUCGUCAAUACUUGAUUGAUGUAUCCGAAUGGUGUCAACUGGAAGAAGCUGUGAAAGAUGGAGAGACGACAACAGUCAUUGCGGUUACUCAUCUCAGGAAAAACGUUUACAAUAUUCUUGUCAACUCCACAAUCCCAUCUCAUCCUUCCAAAAGGGGAUCAGAUUAUUUAAAAAAGCAGAUUUCAAGUGCUACGACCAUUCGAGAAGCAAUUUCAAGAAUCACUUCAGAGAUAUUAACUCACCGAAAAGUUGUUGAAACAAUGAAGAUUUCUUCGUUAUUCUACGGAAGGAAGACAGUGCCUGAACUACUUCAAAUCUGUUCUGAAUGGGAAAAUCAGCUUGUCAACAUGCAGUGGCCGAACCAGCAUUAUCAUUCUACAUGGGCGAAUUCUGUGGAGUUGAGCCAAGUGGGUGGAAAAUUAGAAUGGAAUGAUUUGUGUACAAUGGUCAAAAAGGAGAAAACGAUGGAUUCGAAACAAGUUACUGACGGUGAAUGUGGAUUAUGCAGUCAGAAAAAACUAUCUCAUGAGUUAUUCCUUGUGGAAGAUGAGACCAAAAUUAAGUGUACAGAGUGUCUUCGAGAGGAGUUCUAUAGAGAACUCAGAGGAAAGAGACUACCAAUUGAUCUACAAAUUAUUGUCGCUGAUGAAUUGGACUCUCUUGCCACAUUCAUUCCACUCGCAGUUUUGAACUUGUAUAUAAGAAUGGUCUCAGAAACAAUAUACAAAGAUCUCGGAGCAACUGGUGAUUUUGAAAAGUGUCCUUCGUGCAAGUCUGCAGUAUUUUUCGAAGAAGUCCCCUCUGGAAACGAGAAGAAGUCUCAAAAUCGUUCGUGUCCUUGCGGAUAUUCAUGGUGUAAACAGUGUGACAGAGUACCUCAUUGGCCAAUGAAAUGUGGAGAAUAUGCUGAAUGGGAAGAGAAAUGGCUGUUGAGAUAUGCAAUGACUCAUGCUCAAGGAAGUGGUACUCAUAAUCUUCUUGAAGUAUCGUGUCAGUGUUCCAAACAAAUUUUCAAUGUUCUUCUUCCUGAAGAGUAUAUGAAAUGCCCAGGAUGCAAAAUAACAGUUGACUUGGAAACUUUGGAGACAGUAUGGAAAAGACACUACUUUCCUUUCCGCCCUCGUUACCGGAAGCUAGUGAGAGAAGGACACAUCUAUAACAGAGACUACAACCAGAAUCCAUUCUUUCCAAAGGCGUUAGUUUAUACUCCGAUCUCAAAGAUUCCUGUUAUUCGAACGUCUGUAAUUGAAAUCUGUGGAGUUGCAAGAGACAUUCGAUAUGAUAUUCAUUCCCGAAAUCGAGCAGUCAAUCGGGAACAUAUUCUAAUUCGGAAGAAAGUAAUGGAGAGAGAAGUCGUGGAGAAUCUAUUGGGAACAUCAGUCUACUUGGUUGAGAAUGUAACCGCCUGGAUGUAUAUGAGUAGCCAAUAUGAUAGAAAUGUAAAGAAAAAUUUGGAAAGUGUCAUGGAGAACCGGAAGAACUUGCUAUCAUCGUUGGAUGGGGAAGAUUCUGAAGCUAUCUCUGAAUGCAUCAACAAAUUGAGAAAGGAUAUCAACAACGUGGUGACUGCAGUGGAGAAAAUGAUUGUGACCGUCGGAAACUCUCAAAACUAA